ACUUCCGGUGCGGCGGCGGCGGCGCCGUGCGUCGUUGCUAGGAGACGUGCGCGGUGACGUCAGGGGCGGGCGCCGCGGUCGAUCAGCUGGUGGCGGAGCUGCGGCGGCGGCAGGGACCCCGGCGGCGCCAUGGGGGAGCUGUUCCGCAGCGAGGAGAUGACCCUGGCGCAGCUCUUCCUGCAGUCCGAGGCCGCGUACUGCUGUGUCAGCGAGCUGGGCGAGCUGGGGAAGGUCCAGUUCCGCGACCUGAACCCGGACGUGAACGUGUUCCAACGUAAAUUCGUUAACGAAGUCAGGAGGUGCGAAGAAAUGGACCGCAAGCUGAGGUUUGUUGAGAAGGAGAUUAAAAAGGCAAAUAUUCCUAUCAUGGACACCGGUGAAAACCCAGAGGUGCCUUUUCCACGUGACAUGAUUGACUUGGAGGCAAACUUUGAGAAAAUUGAAAAUGAGCUUAAAGAAAUCAACACAAACCAGGAAGCUCUGAAGAGAAACUUCUUGGAGCUGACAGAGUUAAAAUUUAUACUGCGUAAAACUCAGCAGUUUUUUGAUGAGGCUGAAUUGCAUCAUCAGCAGAUGGCGGAUCCAGACCUGUUGGAGGAAUCCUCUUCGCUCCUGGAGCCAAGCGAGAUGGGAAGAGGUGCCCCGCUACGGCUUGGGUUUGUGGCUGGUGUGAUCAACCGCGAGCGAAUCCCCAUGUUUGAGCGCAUGCUGUGGCGAGUGUGCCGAGGGAACGUGUUCCUGCGUCAAGCAGAGAUUGAAAACCCCCUGGAGGAUCCUGUAACGGGGGAUUAUGUGCACAAGUCUGUGUUCAUCAUCUUUUUCCAAGGUGACCAGUUAAAGAACAGAGUCAAGAAGAUAUGUGAAGGAUUCCGUGCCUCCCUCUACCCGUGUCCAGAAACACCACAGGAGCGGAAGGAAAUGGCUUCUGGUGUCAAUACCAGAAUUGAUGAUCUUCAGAUGGUGCUGAACCAAACAGAGGAUCAUCGCCAAAGGGUUCUGCAGGCAGCUGCUAAAAAUAUCCGUGUCUGGUUCAUCAAAGUACGCAAGAUGAAGGCCAUCUACCAUACCCUGAACCUGUGCAAUAUUGAUGUGACACAGAAGUGCUUGAUCGCUGAAGUCUGGUGUCCUGUUGCUGACCUCGAUUCUAUCCAGUUUGCUCUCAGGAGGGGCACUGAGCACAGUGGAUCCACUGUCCCAUCCAUUUUAAAUAGGAUGCAAACUAAUCAGACCCCACCAACAUACAACAAAACUAACAAGUUUACCUGUGGCUUUCAAAACAUUGUUGAUGCUUAUGGCAUUGGAACUUAUCGGGAAAUAAAUCCAGCACCGUACACAAUCAUUACCUUCCCAUUUCUGUUUGCUGUGAUGUUUGGAGAUUUUGGCCAUGGAAUCCUGAUGACUCUGAUUGCUGUCUGGAUGGUGUUUAGGGAAAGUCGUAUUCUGUCACAGAAAAGUGACAAUGAGAUGUUCAACACUGUUUUUAGCGGACGAUACAUCAUUCUACUGAUGGGACUAUUCUCCACUUACACGGGCCUCAUCUAUAACGACUGCUUCUCCAAGUCUCUUAAUAUGUUUGGUUCAUCGUGGAGCGUUCGGCCGAUGUUCUCAAAAGGCAAUUGGUCAGAUGCUCUGCUGGAGACUACUCCUCUGCUUCAGCUGAACCCUGCUAUUCCAGGGGUGUUUGGUGGACCAUAUCCCUUUGGCAUUGACCCAAUCUGGAAUAUCGCCACCAAUAAGCUGGCCUUCCUCAAUUCAUUUAAGAUGAAAAUGUCUGUGAUUCUUGGCAUUAUCCACAUGCUCUUUGGUGUCACGUUGAGUCUUCUCAACCACAUAUAUUUUAAGAAGCCACUGAACAUAUACCUUGGAUUUAUUCCAGAAAUUAUUUUCAUGUCCUCACUGUUUGGAUACCUUGUUAUUCUCAUUUUCUACAAAUGGACAGCCUACGAUGCUCACACAUCAAAGGAUGCACCAAGCCUUUUAAUACAUUUUAUCAACAUGUUUCUGUUCUCCUAUGGUGAUACCAGUAACAAGAUGCUUUACAAAGGGCAGCAAGGGCUCCAGUGUUUCCUCGUGGUGGUGGCGUUACUGUGCGUGCCGUGGAUGCUGGUAGCUAAACCUCUGGUCCUUCGCCAUCAGUAUUUAAGGAGAAAGCACUUGGGGACGCACAACUUUGGUGGGAUCCGGGUGGGCAAUGGACCAACUGAGGAGGAUGCUGAGAUCAUUCAACAUGACCAGCUAUCUACCCAUUCUGAGGAGGGGGAAGAGUUCGACUUUGCCGACACGGUGGUGUACCAGGCAAUCCACACCAUUGAGUAUUGCUUGGGGUGCAUCUCAAACACUGCGUCCUACUUGAGGCUCUGGGCUCUCAGCUUAGCCCACGCACAGCUCUCGGAGGUGCUCUGGACCAUGGUGAUCCAUGUUGGCCUCAGUGUGAGGAGCCUGGGUGGAAGCCUCGUCCUUUUCUUCAUAUUUGCUGCUUUUGCUGGCAUGACGGUAGCAAUUCUCCUGGUCAUGGAGGGCCUGUCUGCUUUCCUCCAUGCUCUUCGCUUGCACUGGAUUGAGUUCCAGACCAAGUUCUACACUGGCACUGGGUUCAAGUUCGUCCCCUUCUCGUUCGAUGCCAUCCGCGAAGGAAGUUUGACGACUAGAGAUCCCUCUGCUCCAGCAGUGUUUUAA
Molecule: messenger RNA, 2676 nt
Organism: Cygnus atratus (black swan)
Lineage: Eukaryota; Metazoa; Chordata; Aves; Anseriformes; Anatidae
Gene: ATP6V0A1
Product: ATPase H+ transporting V0 subunit a1
Biological process (GO): proton transmembrane transport; vacuolar acidification
Cellular component (GO): vacuolar proton-transporting V-type ATPase, V0 domain; plasma membrane; vacuolar proton-transporting V-type ATPase complex
Molecular function (GO): ATPase binding; proton-transporting ATPase activity, rotational mechanism
Source: RefSeq, a predicted model, not a curated record